Molecule: messenger RNA, 2556 nt
Organism: Magallana angulata
Lineage: Eukaryota; Metazoa; Mollusca; Bivalvia; Ostreida; Ostreidae
Exons: 4
Coding region: 268-2085 (605 amino acids)
Biological process (GO): positive regulation of DNA-templated transcription
Cellular component (GO): chromatin; nucleoplasm
Molecular function (GO): ubiquitin-protein transferase activity; zinc ion binding
Source: RefSeq, a predicted model, not a curated record
AAACAGAGAGAAAGAAAUGUAGGGAUAAAGAGAGAGAGAGAGAGGAGAGAGAGAGAUAGCACCUCUUUCUCACUCAGCAAUCUUAUGUUGUAUUUUUCUACUGGUUGAGUGUCUCUAUAAUCAGAACCAGAAUAAUGGACCGUCAAUUAUCCAAGUAGAGAAAAUAUAUUAAUCUUUGAAAAACCCAAAUAUAUUUCUUUUAAUAUUUGACAUUGAAUCUAUAUAACAAUAAUAAUUCUAAAACUCUUUAUUUUCAUUCAACAGGUUAUGACCCAGACCGCCCACAUCAUGGACACAGCAAGCUCCCCAUACGGAGUAAAUCAGUGUUCUAAGUGUCCGGGGGACACAGCGUACUAUUGUGUAUCGUGUCCAUGUGAUCUGUGUCCCCAGUGUAAAGAGAACCAUGUAAAAGAUCUCCAAACAAUAGACCAUGAUGUUGUGUCACGCCGUGAUAAAAUCAACUACAUCCCAACACAAGAGAUCUGUGUGAGACAUCCUAGCCAUGUUUAUACAAAGUACUGUGAACCUUGUCAAGUUCCUGUCUGUUUCCACUGUAGAAAACAUAGAACUCACAGACAACUUGAUGUUGGAACAGCCUAUAAAACAAAGCGACAACAACACAGAGGAACCACUCACACCAUCAGAAGUGAGGCUCUCUUUUACAGACCUGUUCUCCUGACAGGAAUCAAAGCUGAUGUCAAAACCUGUCACACAGAAUUCUCCCCCCUUCAAUCAGAGAUGUUAACAAAGGCCCAGACACUGAAGGAUCUCAUUGACUAUGUGGUAUAUGAUCUAUUGAACAAUGUGUUAUGUUACUUUGAUUUCAAACACAGAUGUAAAAAACAAAAGAUAAAAAUGAUCAGACAUAUUGUCAGACUAAGGAGAUAUGAACACAGAUAUGUACAGCCAGCAUUCACAUUCAGUGCGCUACAAUUCCUCUCAUUCACAAAGACAGCCCUCCCCCAGAUACAUCUUACACUCCACACCAGCCAGCUCUCCAUGACUGAGUCACUCAACAAGGAGGAUGUGAUGGGGUCACUGAGUGCAAUCCAAAUCACAGAGAGAGGAAACCGACGCGUAGGAAACCAGUGUCUGCUGAAACUGACGUCUGGUGCUGAGCUCCAUCAAUCUCUCACAGUGACAGGUGUUGUUUGGUGUGAUCACAUUUCCUGUGUGACAUCAGACCGGGUCUGGGUCAGUGAUCAUAGAAACAAUCUCAUCUUGACAGACACAACAGGUGUCCCUCUACAUCGUGAGGAGGAUUCAUGUCGUGGUGGGGGAUUACACACAGUGAACAGUGAGAGUGAACUGAUUUAUAUAAAUAGGAUUUAUAACAUCAACAAACUGUCAAAGGAUAUGAAAACAACCACCACAUUUAUAGAGAGAACAGACUCUACAUGGGAACCACGGUGUGUGUACUGGUCCCCGUCCACUGGGAAUCUACUGGUCGGGAUGUCUACCUAUGAUACAGAGACAGGCAAGGUAACAGGCAAGGUAACCCGGUACAACCAGAGUGGACAACUCACACAAACCAUACAGUACCACAACACAGGACGGGGACUGUAUAGUUACCCUCGCUAUAUAACAGAGAACAACAAUGGGGAUGUCGUGGUGUCUAACUCGUUCAGUGCUGUAGUGGUGACAGAGCGUGGAGGAAGACAUCGUUUCUCCUACACAGGACAUAUAUCAGGAUCAAGACUAGAGCCAUGGGGAAUCUGUACUGACGCGCUGUCACACAUCCUGGUGUGUGAUCUUAAAACCCUCACAGUACAGAUGUUGAAUAAGGACGGUCAGUUCCUGUCACAUCUACUGACAAAAUCACAAGAGAUGGGUAGACCAUGGAGCCUGAGGUAUGAUGUCAACACUCACCGUCUCUGGGUCGGAUCAGUGGACAACAACAACAAGGUGUGUGUCUACAGGUAUAUCACCAGACAGGACGCUCUGACAGAUGAACACAGACCCCGUCCUGAUGGAGACACCCGAUACACGACACCUCGUCACAACACAACUCAUCAACUAAACGAAAAUGAUCACAGACCCCGUACUGAUGAGGACGCUAUGUCCAGCUCAACACCAGCCGUAUAAUGGAGAUAGCUGGGAUAUUGACAGACAAGCUGCUUUUUAAACGCCUUCAGGGGGAGAUAGAAGAAAACCUGCCCGGAUUACCCAUAAUUCCAAUGGAGUUACAGAAGCCAAAUAAUUACCGGUCAUCAACGGACUUUGUGCUCUGUGCGUGAACUCUACAUAAACAACGUUUCAUGAAUGGACUCUGUAUCUGUGUAGGUGAACAAAAUUACGCGUCAUCAAUGGACACUGUUGCUGUGUAAGUGAACUCUGCACAAAAAUAACACGUCAUCAAUGGUCUCUGCGUUCUGUGUACGUGAAAUCUGCACAAAAAUAAUGCGUCAACAAUAGACUCUGUAUCUGUAUAGGUGAAAUCUGCAUAUAUUACGCAUCAUCAAUAGACUUUAUUUAAUUUUUUGUUUUUAAUUUUUUUUUAAAUUUAUUUAUUCAUUAUAUCAGUUUUACAUCAAAUAAAACAAACAAAGAUAACAU